Messenger RNA from Fusarium subglutinans, 510 nucleotides. RefSeq lists its product as uncharacterized. The coding region runs from base 1 to 510 and encodes 169 amino acids. The record is from RefSeq and is a predicted model, not a curated record. The transcript is spliced from 2 exons. Lineage: Eukaryota; Fungi; Ascomycota; Sordariomycetes; Hypocreales; Nectriaceae.
AUGGCAGAAUGGGAUUCUAUCGCCGAGAUCGAUGGAUCAGAGUCUAUCUCACCAGACCUGAUCAAGCUUCGUGGUGGCUGGGCAUCUCAGGACCCAGGUCAUCCGCAUAUGGACACAAGCAAACAAGAUACGAAGCUGGUAGAGCAACUAUUCCUCGAUCUCCCUAUAAGCGAUGUUCUCCAUCCUCCCGAGUGGGCUCCUGUUGUCGAACCCUGGGCAAGCUCAUACGUGACUUCUAUUCGCGAAUCAAGAUUUGGCGACGCAAUCUGGGCGCGAUAUCAAAUGCUUGGACAGGUAGUUGAUGGGUUGUGCAGAGGGAAGACCAUUGUUGAGAGGAUCACUGAAGAUGAGAUGGGGUACAAGAAAUACUCAUCCGAAUUUUAUGCUGAGGCCGUCGCCUUUUACAGAGCUAACAACAGCAGCUCCGACGGCCAUCCUGAGGUGAUUGAGAUUAUCUUGCGGGUCGACACCGAAGACCUUACUGGGAAGCAUAUUCCUGAGGAUGGAUGA